AUGGCAAAGGAGAACUGUAAGGGAAAAAUUAUAAUAUGCGGAGAUAUCAACGGUAGAGUUGGUAUUUCACAGGAUAAUAAUGGAGUUGUGGGCAAAUAUGGUGAAGAUAAGAAGACAAAUAAUGGAAAUAGACUUAUUGAAUACUGCAGAGUGAACGACUUAAUAGUGACAAAUACUUUCUAUGAACAUAAGGAUAUUCAUAAGUAUACAAGACAGGGACCAAAAAGAGAAGAUAGAUCAAUUAUAGAUUACAUAGUCGUGGAGAGGGAUAGUAGGAGAGAGGUGAAUGAUGUGAGAGUAUACAGGGGAGCUGAAUUAGGAACCGAUCACUACAUGUUGGUUGCGAGAAUGGUAGAAGAGGAUGAGGGAGGGAAGGUCGAAAAACAAAAUGAAAGAUGUUAUGAACGGAUUAAAUAUUAUAAGCUAAGAAAACGUGUGAUUGCAGAGAAGUACAGAACAAAAUCUGAUCUCUCCUCAGGUGCGAAUAAAUCUUUCGCCUUUUACUACAGAACAAAAUUAGAAGAAGAACGUUCAAGGGUAGAUGUAGUCAACUGUAACUGGAGGCUGGAAGAUUUGUGGGUCGACUUCAAGACAAAAGUAUUGGCAACAGCAAAGGAGGUUUGUGGAAGUGUAAGAGUCAAAGGAAAAAGGAAAUAUACUUCUUGGUGGAGUGAGGACAUUAAAAAAGAGAUUAAAUGCAAGAAGAACAGAUGGAAAGAAUACUUAAGAGAAAGAACUGAGGAAAGUUAUAUGAGGUACAAGGAAAAAAGAAAAAAAGUUAAAAAAAUGAUCAAGAGCAACAAGGAAAAGAACUGGACUGAUUUUGGGGAUAAAAUGGAAAAAUAUGCUAAUGAGAACAAAAAAUUAUUCUAUAGAAUGUUAAAAAAUACGAAAAAGAAAAAGGGAUUAGAACAAAUAACCAUAAGAAACAAACAAAGGGAAUUACUGACAAGUGAGAAGGAAAUCAUUCCCAUGGGAAGAUGGAGAGAGUAUUUUAUAGAACUCUUGGAAGGAAACGAUAGAUAUGUCAUGCCUGAGGAAGCUGUCGGAAAGGAUGCUCGAACAAACACUGAUGAAGGCCAUAUAAUUAUAGAGGAAAUUAACGAAGCAUUAAAUAAUAAAUAA
This is a messenger RNA of Coccinella septempunctata (seven-spotted ladybird), 1125 nucleotides long. RefSeq lists its product as uncharacterized. The record is from RefSeq and is a predicted model, not a curated record. Lineage: Eukaryota; Metazoa; Arthropoda; Insecta; Coleoptera; Coccinellidae. The transcript has a single exon. The coding region runs from base 1 to 1125 and encodes 374 amino acids.